Empidonax traillii (willow flycatcher) is the source of this 978-nucleotide messenger RNA. RefSeq names its product chromosome unknown C22orf23 homolog (gene CUNH22orf23). Bases 16 to 747 code for a protein of 243 amino acids. Lineage: Eukaryota; Metazoa; Chordata; Aves; Passeriformes; Tyrannidae. The transcript is spliced from 6 exons. The record is from RefSeq and is a predicted model, not a curated record.
UCCGGUGCCGUUGCCAUGGCGACAGCCGCCGCGUCCCGCCCGCCACCCCGGCCGCGCCGCUCGCCGCCCGUCGCGAUGGAGGCGCUGGGGACGCCGGGCCGCGGCGGGGGCUCGGGGGCGGGCAAGCGGGCCUCAUACAGCCCGGGCACCCGGGAGCUGCUGAGAGCGAUGAUGGAGGAGCUGAAGCUGACGCAUUCCCAGAGGCGAUACCUGAUGGACUGUGUGAAACGAGGAAAUGCCCUGCCCCUCCAGUGGCCCCCCACAUCCAACAAACAGCCAGUGCCUGCUUUGUGCCCGCCAGCCAGUCAGCCAUGCAGGCUUCCAGCUAGACCACAUCUCCGACCUGCCAAGGUGUGCCAGGCAGGAGAUGCCUACACCCGAGAGAAGUUCAAGCCACAGCCCACACGAGAUUUGGAAAAGGAGAAGCAAAGACUUCAAAACAUCUUAGCAACAGGGAAGGAUGAGGUGGAGGACGAGGUGGAGAGGGUGCCGAUUCGGACAAAGGAAGAGGAGAUACCUGAGCUUGAUCGAUUUGAAGAAUUGGUGAAUGAAAUUCAGGACAGGAGGGAAUUCCUGGCGCAGAUGGAAGCUCUAGGACAGGACAAGGAGUAUAAAAGGAUUGUCCUUGCUGAAAUCUCACAGAAAAUGCAUGAGAUGGAGAUCAUUGACAAGAAGAGAAGUGAGGAAAUUAGAAAGAUGAUGACAAAAGACUUCCCUGGUGGGAACAAAUCUGAUCUCCACGACUAGUCUAAGGACAAAACACAAGUGCAGUUUGUUCCCACCUCUUCUUCCCAGACUCUCGACAUCAGAGUCUCAAGGACUGAUCUGUUCCCAAAGAGGGGGCAGCACUAUCUGUUGCCCAGCGGGCAGGACCAAUUUGUACAUAAACGGCGACAGAAGUUGUUGUAAAAUCCUACCCACACACCGGAUCCCCUCCUGCUCAACAAUAUUAAACACAUGGCAAUCAAAACAUGACAA